Messenger RNA from Staurois parvus, 803 nucleotides. The record is from the annotation of a GenBank genome assembly. NCBI's taxonomy places the organism in Eukaryota, Metazoa, Chordata, Amphibia, Anura, Ranidae.
AUGGAUGUGGUCACAGAGUAUAGCUUGGAGACAUCUGUGACUAUAUUUGAUGUUCCUGUUAAUAAUCACAUUCUGCUCUUCACAUCAAAAACAUCAGACAACUUUAAUAUAAUAUAUGAAAGUUAUGAAUCCACUGCACUGGAAUUUAGGGGACAGAUCAUCUUUGUUUUGGUCGACACGGAUGAACCUCGUAACGGUCGGCUCUUUGAAUAUUUCCGUAUCACAGAGGUUGACACUCCAGCAGUCCGUAUUCUAAACAUAACAAGUGAUAUCAAAUACAGAAUGCCCGCUGAUGAUGUUUCACCUUUGAAAAUGUUCGAAAUUUCUGUCAAAGAUAUUUGGAUGGAAAAGCUAAGCACCAAAAAAACAGUGAAGAGAUCCCUAGUGACUGGGACAAACAUCCUGUUAAAGUGCUGGUGGGGAAGAAUUUCAACAAAGUUGCAUUCAAUAAAUCAAGUGAUGCAUUUGUCAUGUUUUAUGCUCCCUGGAACGAGGAAUCUCAAGAAUUAUUACCAGUGUGGGAGGAUUUAGGAAAAAGAUACAUGAAUAAUACAAAUGUGACAAUUGCUAAAAUAGACUGUACAGCCAAUGACAUUCAGUUAAUGGUGCUGGAUCGCUACCCUUAUUUUCGUUUCUUCCCUGUAGGAUCAGAUAACAAGUCUGUCCGCUAUACAGGAGGCAAGACAAUCAAGGCAUUCACAGAGUUCCUAGAAAAUGAAAUCAAGUCUUCAAAAACCAGGGAAGAGGACUCUUCUGAAUCAAGCAGUGAAGAUGAUACUAAGAAGUUUAAGGAAGAGUUGUAA